AUGCCUCCCAUCCGCACUGGCCGCAAUCGCAAACCCCCACCGGCCGGCUUCGAUGAUCUAGAAGAUACCCUGCUGGAGUUCAGCAAUAAGAUGAAGGAUGCUGAGAAUGCGUCCCAUGACGGCAAAAAGAAGCACGAAGUGCUCUGGCCCAUCUUCCAGAUUAGCCACCAGCGCUCCCGAUACAUCUACGACCUCUACUACGAGAAGGAAGCCAUUUCCAAGCAGCUGUAUGAAUGGCUCCUGAAGAACAACUACGCCGACGCCAAUCUAAUCGCCAAGUGGAAGAAGCAGGGUUAUGAAAAGCUCUGCUGUCUCCGCUGCGUCCAGACCAAGGAGACCAAUUUCAAUUCCACCUGCAUCUGCCGCGUGCCCAAGGCCCAGCUGAAAGAAGAGCAGACGAUCCAGUGCGUCAGCUGCGGGUGCCGGGGCUGUGCGAGCAGUGACUGA
Penicillium canariense is the source of this 447-nucleotide messenger RNA. Its product is annotated as BUD31 family protein. NCBI's taxonomy places the organism in Eukaryota, Fungi, Ascomycota, Eurotiomycetes, Eurotiales, Aspergillaceae. Bases 1 to 447 code for a protein of 148 amino acids. The transcript has 3 exons. Gene Ontology annotation, biological process: mRNA splicing, via spliceosome. The record is from RefSeq and is a predicted model, not a curated record. Gene Ontology annotation, cellular component: spliceosomal complex; nucleus.